Drosophila takahashii is the source of this 756-nucleotide messenger RNA. The record is from RefSeq and is a predicted model, not a curated record. Lineage: Eukaryota; Metazoa; Arthropoda; Insecta; Diptera; Drosophilidae.
CAAAUCUACAGUUCGCUCUUUCAAGUAUAAAUAUAGAUUGUUAACUAAAUCGCCGAAGUAUUCGAAAUGUUGAAAUCUGGACUCUUAGUGGUUGUCCUUUCGAUUUCGGUCGUAAAUAUAACUCGUGUAAGCGGUGCCAAAAGAUGUCCCUCUGGCAGAGAAGAAGGAAUUUACAAAAUAAAUAGGACUGGAAUGGAUUUAUUCGAGGUCCCCUGCAAUAGAGAUGGCUGGAUGAUCAUACAAAGGCGUCAGGACGGAUCUGUGGACUUUAAUCGAACUUGGCAGGAUUAUAAGAAUGGAUUUGGCAAUUUAAAAGGAGAAUUUUUCUUAGGACUGGAGAAACUGCAUCAACUAACUAAGAAACCACAGGAACUCUACGUUAAGCUUGUUGAUUUCCAGGGAAAUUCUAGAUACGCUACAUUCGAUAAUUUUGAAGUAGGCAGCGAAGAAGAGUUAUAUGUACUUAAAUCCGUGGGGUCAUAUUAUGGAAACGCUGGAGAUGCUCUAAGUAGCCAUGUAAAUAAAAAGUUCUCCACAGCUGAAAGGGAUAAUGACAACUCGGUUAUAAAUUGCGCUUCAUACAACAGUGGCGGUUGGUGGUUUGACGAUUGUUUAGAAAGUUCACUUAAUGGAAAAUACAUUAAAAGUCACAAUCGCCAACACAAUAGGGGUAUACAUUGGACGCCAUGGCACAACUACUACAACUCACUUGCCUUUGUGGAAAUGAUGAUCCGUCCCAAGUACUAUUAUUUAUAA